UACUUGUCGGCGGAGUGGGUGUGUGGGUGUGUGAGAAGAGUAGCGGAGUGACAGCGGAGACAUUUUAGGACGUUUCCUUCGAACUUUUCGGGACACCGACGCCGAGGGGACAGAAGUAACCGUGACGUCACGCUCGUGUAUUUACCAGAGUGUCUCUCCGCUCUCGCGAGGGAUUGAAAUGCCCUCCGACUUUGUCGCACUUUUUAGCGGGGAGCUCGACCUGACUUUACCCGGAUCCCUGAGCUUCGAAGAAUCGGUGCAUGAACUUCUUCCUCGAGAGUUGGAGUUUUCUUCUACCACCCAGCAGAACGUAAAAACUAUGAGUCAAACCAGCGGUGGAGAGGUCGGACCCCCUUCAACUGCUUUAGCUUCAGAUGGCAUGUCCUCCUCUAUGACCAUGGAUGGCCCCUGCAGUGCUUUUUCCACCUCUUCUAGCUCUACCAAGCUUUGUAGUUCUUCAGCCACUGAGCUGAACCCAGUUCACAGCGGCAAUGCUGAUACAGAAGACAACAAGCGAUGCAGGGCGAUACCAGAGGUUCUUGGGGCCGAAGCCAGGAGUUGUAACAGCAACAGUGUUGGCCAUUGCCCGGCUACGAGUGAGGUUGGAGGAGAGAGAGGAGUGGCCUCCCAGGAGGACCAGCCACAUCAGCACAUGAUGCCACCAAAGCGUCGCACCGAACUAAACAUCUCUCCGCCUCCACAAGAUCUGCUUAGUGAUAGUCGAAUGUCCUGUCAGGCAGAAUCAAUGUUGGACUCUGAGCACAGCAACAGCAUAUGGAUGGAUGACUCUCUCUCCAACUUCAGUAUCAUGAGCACGACCUCCUACAAUGACAACACAGAGGUACCACGAAAGUCACGCAAACGUACCCCAAGACAAAGGCCAGGGCCCAAGUCAAGGCCUGCCAGCGAAGCCAGCAUGGAUGUUUUUGAUGCAGACAGCGCCAAAGGCCCACAUUUUGUCCUAUCCCAGCUCGGCACUGACAACAAAUCUGGACAAAAAGGAAGUUCACAGGAAGUUCCUCAGACGCCUCAACAGAAAGGAGUUCUAUCAGUGCAAUACCCCUCCAAGAGUGAAGGGAAGGAGCUGAAAAUCCUUAUUCAGCCCGAGUCUCAACACAGGGCUCGCUAUCUGACUGAAGGCAGUAGAGGAUCUGUGAAGGACCGAUCGCAGCAGAGCUUCCCCACAAUAAAGCUGGAGGGUGUGAAUGAGCAUGUGGUUUUGCAAGUGUUCGUCGGAAAUGAUUCUGGACGUGUCAAGCCUCAUGGAUUUUACCAAGCUUGCCGGGUAACUGGCCGCAACACUACUGCCUGCAAGGAGGUGGACAUUGGGGGAACGACUGUCAUUGAAGUCCCUUUGGCUCCCAGCACCAACAUGACCUUAGCUGUGGAUUGUGUUGGAAUAUUGAAGCUCAGAAAUGCUGAUGUGGAGGCUCGCAUUGGGGUGGCUGGGUCAAAAAAGAAAAGUACACGUGCAAGGCUAGUGUUUCGGGUCAACAUCCCACGUCAAGAUGGCUCAGUGCUCACACUUCAAACACCAUCGUCGUCAAUCAUUUGCACCCAGCCAGCAGGCGUACCUGAGAUUCUGAAGAAGUCACUGCAUAGCUGUUCAGUCAGGGGCGGGGAGGAGCUCUUCAUCAUUGGCAAAAAUUUUCUCAAAGACGCCGAAGUCAUAUUUCAAGAAAAUAUCUCUGAUGAAAAAUCCUGGAAGGCGAAGGCUGAAAUCGACAUGGAUAUGUUUCACCAGAACCAUUUGAUAGUGAAGGUUCCACCAUACCAAAACCAAGACGUCACCUCUGCGGUGUGUGUGGGCAUUUAUGUGGUCACCAAUGCUGGGAGAUCCCACGACGUUCAGCCAUUUACUUACAACCCACAUUCAGCAAACACUGAAGUUUUUGUGAAGAAAGAGUUGUCCUCUCCAGUGAAGUGUUCCUUUGAUGACAAAAUUCUAAAUAGUGCCUUGAUGCCUCCACUUCUGCCUCAAGUGAAGAAAGAAGAAGUCACUCCAAUGGAGGUUACAAACAACCUUCAAUCCUCUGGGGUGUUUAAGCAGACUCAGGAUCUCUGUCCAGUGCAGCAGAACUUAGACAUGUCUACAGGCCAUCAAAAUAAGAACAGAGAAUUUUCCAACACAAUGGCACAGCCUGCUGGUGAUUCUGGCAAAAGUCAUGCCCAAUUUUUUUCCAAUACAGAGCCUUUAACUACAGUCCAGAAGCAGGAACUACUGCGAGAAGUUGGCUCACAGCAGUUCCUCAGAGAACAUACCAUUGGUCUUGGGCAAGAAACCCAAGUCAGUAGUUCUGGUUCUGUUGGAGGACUGUGUGGCGAUCCACCACCGCAACAGCAGCAACUGUCCCUUUUCCCUUCAGAUGGAGUAGCCCAGUUAGAAGAAGCUGUAAGACAACUUAACCCUCAAGGAUUCUGUAGCAACAACUCAAUGACCAACCAACAGCAACACAUUCAGCACCAACAGAUACAAAACCAACAAAUUCAAAAGCAGCAGCAGCAAAUUCAGCAGCAACAACAGCAUAUUCAGCAGCAACAGCAGGCUUUGGAGAACCUACAACACCGGAUAUUUCAGUCACAAAUUCAGAUACAGCACGUUAGCGUGGAGCAGCAGGGCUCCUCGCCAGGUGUCGUGACAAACCAAGGAGCUCUCUUCCAGCAGACGCAGCAGCAGCAGCAACAACAGUCAGCUCUCUAUCAGCAAACCAAUGAACUGCUUUCUAUUCAGACUAACUUCCUUCAGCAGACACCCUCACAGCCCUCACCACCAACUUUCCACAGUACAAAUCUUUUGGCCAAAGCACAAGAUUCCCAAGGGGGUCUGUUUCUUAGCCAGAAAGCCUCCAACACUCAAGAGCAGGUGCAGGCCGCAUGCUUCCAAAACACCAACACCAUGGCAGUUCUACAGUCUCCAGUCCAGCAACCCCCACCCUCGAGUCUUUUCCUUCCCCAGUCAUCUCUUUCAUCUCAGCUUACAAACAGUAGCAGCCCGCAGCAGCAACUAGCCUUCCUCAAUGCUCUGCAAACACCUGCACCUGAGCAGCAAACAGGAUUUCAGAAUCCCGCACAGAUCUCUCCCAUUCAUCAAGGUGCGCCAAUGGAGCAACAGCAGCCUUCCCAGACAUCUCAACAGCAAGCUCUGUUUCAGAACAUCACUCAGCAUACAGCUGCAAACACACUGUCUGCAGGUCAACAGCAACAACCACAGGCCGGUCUACUAUUCUGUAACAACCCUCUGUCCACCUCAGACCAGACUUCCAGCAUCCUGUUCACCAAUCAGGGGCAGAUUCCUCCAUUGACCACCAGCAGUGUAGUCUCCCCAGAGACACAGAACCCUUCAUUGCUUUUCUCUCAAGCCCGUAUAGUGACGGUAAACCAGCAGGACCGCUCGGAGCCUAUGGCCUUAAGUAAUCCCAAUGAAACAUGUCAGCAAGUGCUGUUUCAGGAUCAGCAACCAAUGCAGUUUGGGACAACCACAAGCAAUAGGCAAGAGCAAUCUGCGGGACUCUUCAUGCCUCAACCAAACAUUACCUCCCUGCAGAACGGACUGGCUGUUCAGGAACUCGCACAGUCAGCCAUGUUUGGCUCACAGAAUGGUGUGACAAACCUACAAACGACCACCUCUUCGCCUGUCCAGCAGCCGGGAACACUAUUUCAGUCUACAGUCAGUGGAACCAUCAGCCAGCCAAGCCAGCCUCAACAACCUGAACUCUUCCUUUUUGGCAUUCCAAAUGAAUGUGGUCCGCUGAUGAAUGCACCAGGAAACACACUGUCGGAUCAGAUCAUAGCCAUCAGCCAGUCCGGCCAUAACCAAAGAGAAAGUGAGGCCCGAAUUCAGUCGCUCUACAGCCAGUCGCUGUCACAGUCGGUGACGGGGCGGAGCAGCAUGAAUGCCUCACAGAAUAUGGAGAAGAUUGAUGACCUGCUGGUCAGCUGCUUGCAAGAGCCAGGCAGCAGCUUAACGCGUUCAUACUAAUCAUACGUUUUAUUGUUAUAUUAUCAAACGUAAACGAGGAGUCAAACCUAUUAUGUGUAUCAAGAUGUAUGGGAAGCUUUGUACAUUUACCUGAGCAAUGGAAUGGUCUUCUAGCAUUGGAUUUGGUCUCCUUAGACAUGAGAAUUGGAAGAAACACUGAUUGUUACGUAUUAUUUGCCUUGAGAUGUCUCCUUGAAAACUUCUUAAAGUGAGCUAGAUCUGAGUGAAAUAGAAGUAUUGCUUAAUGAACUAAUUGUGUUCUUGAAUGUGUGUAGAAGUGCCCCUAAAAUGCUCCAAUGUACCCUGCAUGUGUUCCUCUCCUUAUUUCCCAGGAGUUGGAGUGCAUGGCAGGAAAGACUAGUGUGACUGUAAUGUGAUAGUAGUGGGAUUAGAAAAUAGUACAGAAAGUUUACCAAGGGAAGGAAUACAGGAGAUGGGGAAAUGAAAUGGAGACUCUCUUAUGCCAUUAUGUCAUAACAUAUAGACUACUAUUGACAUAUUGGUGUGUUUGGACCUGUGUUCCUCAAAUGGUGGACCUGGAACCCCUGGGGGGUCGCAAGCAGCAGGGGAGGGUUUGAUUAUUUCUGUCUACACUCGGGUAUUCAUGUUAGAAUGAUACGCAUACCUGCAGUAAGGUGGCAGCAAUGCUCAAUCUAAUCAACAGGCUUCCUGUUCAAUCUAGUAGAAGUUGUAAGUACACAGGAACAGGUGUACAGAGCUGGCAGAGGUAAAAAUACGGACAACGUUUGGGACAAGGAAAAGUAGUUGUUAGCGGGAUAUUUAAACAAUUUAACUUGCACUGUCUGUACAGACAAAUAAAUACCCGUUCCCCAGGGGGUUCAUGAGAGAAAAUACUGAUCAUUGAAAAGUACUGCUUUAAAGCAUUAUUUGAUCUCCACAUGGACCAAAAUGUGUAAAAAAGUUUUACAUAAUUUUUAAUCAGAUCGACAAUAUUUUGUCACAGGGUUGCUUAAACUAACAAUAAUUUCUCCUCAAGGUUUUGUGGCAUUCUUUUGUUAGCCGUAUGACUAAAUGUGACAGAAAGUAGCACUGACUUUAAGAUAACUGAGGAAUAUUUAAAGCAAAACUUUCAUUAGACUACAUAUACCAAACAAAACAGAAUGUAAAAUAUUUAAAUAUUGUGUCAUUUGUCCUUUGGAAGUGUCAUAUUGAUUGAAUCACUCUGCGUCAGGUACGCCUAACCUAGAAUUUAAUUCUAAUGCUUCAAAAGCUUGCCUAUGCCAGGAAGGAAUGUUUUCUUGGCCGUUUCUGCUUACAAGAUCUUGAGAACGUAUGCUGUUUUGGCUUCAGGUGUUCCAAGCUGUCUUUAAAACUGAAUGAAUUACCUGAAAUCAGAUUCUCCCUACCAACGAGGGGCAGCCAUUUUCUGGUCUUUAUCACGAUUGUGAAGUAUACUGCAAGGAAAUCAACAAAGCUAAGCCAAAUAGUUUACGACUUGAGCUUUAGUCAGGAGGUGUAAUUCCGGACAAAAGACUUCGAGUUGCAGUCCUCACGCUGCAGUAAGAGAUAGAAGAUCCCUUUAACAUUUCCAUAUGUCCUUAUGUCCGUACUCAAAAAAUGCCUUUUAGACUUUUUUAAUGCACGGCAUCUAGUCAAUGAUAAACAUUAAUUUGUCAAUAUUUUACUUCAGUCAUUGGAGUUGACGAAAAUUGGCUUGCUUUGUAUAAAUCUUGAAGAAGGGCCAGUUUUAUGGCUUCUAAUUAGUUUUUUUUUCUACUGUGCCAUUUAUUAUACAUUAUAAAAAAAACAUCUCCCAUCAAAUAGCAAAGUACUCCUUUUUUUGUUUCUGGUAUUUUAUCGUGCUCCCUUAUUAAAAAAAAAAAUAGAUGGAACGUUUCAUAUUUCUGUGAACAAGGGGCUGGUCUCUGACAAAAUACUUAAUACAGUGUCUCAAAUGUCCUAUUUGUGCUCAGUUUGUAAGAAAUGCAAUCAAUCGCCUUAGGUAAUGUAGAUGUGUACCCUUGAUUAAUGUGAUUCAUGGCGUGCUGUGUUGGUUUGAGCACAUCUGUUGUUCAGUGGGACGUUACUCCAGAAGGACACCUGACAGCUAUGUAUGUCGUUGGCACGCUUGAAAACUUGUGAAAAUGAAGAACCAAGAUUGCUACCUUUUAAAUAUUUAUGAUUGUAUUUUGUUUGUUGCUAUAGAACAGGGGUAGGGAACCUAUGGCUGUAGAGCCAGAUGUGGCUCUUUUGAUGACUGCAUCUGGCUCACAGAUAAAUAUUAGCUGACAUUGCUUACACGAUAAGUAAUGAAUAAUUCCGCUGGUAAUCACAGUGUCAAAAAUAACGUUCAAAAUAUAAAACAUUUUCAUGCAUUUUAAUCCAUCCAUCUGGUUUCUACCGCACCUGUUCAAGAAGUCGCAUUCAUGGUAAGAAGUAUUUUAUUUGAUGUUGGUUAGCUUCAUAAUAACAAUAUUAUUAAAAAAAAUAAGAGACUUAUUAUACUCUAAAAAUGUUGGUCUUACUUAAAAAUGAACGCAUUUAGUUGUAUUCAGUCUUAAAAAAAUAUUAUAUGGCUCUCACUGAAAUAAUUUUUAAAAUAUUUGGCUUGUAUGGCUCUCUCAGCCAAAAAGGUUCCCGACCCCUGCUAUAGAACGAUGUUUAUUAAGGCAUAAAUGUUUUAUUUGUGUGUCACUUUCUGUUUUUUUUAUCUGUGACCAAUGCUGAUCACCUUUUAGUGUAACGGUUGCUAUAUGACAAAGAAAAGUGAUUUUUUUUGGGGAAAAUACAACACACGCAUCCUUUUUGUACAAGUACAUUCUGGUGAUUUAGGUAAUUGAAUGUGGAACUUUUUUUUUUUCAAAGUUAUUAACUGGAAUUUUUGGCACUCCGAUAUCCUUUUAAAGAGAAACGUUCAGUAUUAUUUAGGCAGACGAAUAGAGUACUCAAUGUGAUUGUACAGAAUGGCGAACAUCUGACUGAUUUUAGAAUACUUUAAUACACACUGGGGAGGUGCGUACAUUAACAUGUGGAUGAAAUAAUACACACACACACCUAUUCCGUUACUUUCAAGAGAACAAUAUAUUUAUUUUUUACCAUUACCAGUUAGUUGUCAAAGUAUAAAACAAAUAUGCUUGUAGAUAUUGCAUAUGUGUGUGAAACAGACAGAUUUGUAUUGAGUUUGUUUAACACCCAACUUGCAAGCCGAGUAAAUGUGCUAAUAAUUCUGUUAUGAUGGAUGAAUCCAAUGUGUUGUGCAGUUUUUGUCUCGAUCUAACCUAUUUGUACUGAAGUAUGCAGCGCAUCAAUGUCAAACCACAUGGAUGAACAUAUUUUCUGGAACUGCUAUGCAGCGGAUUUGUAUACUGUAAAUGUAGAAAUUUUAGUUUUUGAAGAUGUAUUUUUCUAUAUAGCCGCUCACUUUUUAACAUUACAGGCUGUAGCCAAAGUUUUCCAUUCCAUUCUGUCCUUUCCCUGGGAAAUUUCCAACAAGUUUUUUAUUGGAUGGUGUAAUAAUCCCUUUUUGCUUGUAUGUUUUAUUGGGAUGUUUGCAUUUUAUCUAGGCUUUGUUUUAGCGGAGCAGUGGUGCUUAAUCUCUUUUGAUUCCUCUAAGAACUUGAGGUAACCAAACUACGAAAAAAAUCAGUACAAGCUAGAUUCAAUCAUAUUAAAUUUUUAAUUAUGAGUGGGGCGUAAUACCUGCAUUUGUUCUGCGACAAACAAUGUUCAUUUUCUCUUCAUUUUUUGACACACUUAAAGUUUCCCUACACAGGGGAAGCACUCCCCCAGUUUUAAUCCAGUAAAUAGAUUUUGGUUUCAAACCAUGUUAACAACUAUCAAAAAAUCUGUAUGUUCACCCUUUGUUGAGGACAUUUUUCUGUAAAUGUAUCUGAUCUAUAUUAAACAUGUAUAUGUUUAUUAUGAA
Nerophis ophidion (straightnose pipefish) is the source of this 7865-nucleotide messenger RNA. It is a transcript of the gene nfat5b, whose product is annotated as nuclear factor of activated T cells 5b. The record is from RefSeq and is a predicted model, not a curated record. Gene Ontology annotation, molecular function: transcription factor binding; RNA polymerase II cis-regulatory region sequence-specific DNA binding; DNA-binding transcription factor activity, RNA polymerase II-specific. The transcript is spliced from 13 exons. Gene Ontology annotation, cellular component: transcription regulator complex. The coding region runs from base 179 to 3979 and encodes 1266 amino acids. Gene Ontology annotation, biological process: regulation of transcription by RNA polymerase II; cytokine production; calcineurin-NFAT signaling cascade. Lineage: Eukaryota; Metazoa; Chordata; Actinopteri; Syngnathiformes; Syngnathidae.